GUAGCCUGGCCUCGGGUCUCGUUCUCUCUUCCUUGCUUCUGCUACUCCGUACUACUAAUGUAGAUUCUCCAUACUCGAGGGUAUAUACUGCACUUUGCUUCUUCCUCUGCUUCUUGCGACUCUUCUCCCUGCUAGAUCCCUGCCAGCCAAGACGGCGUACACUAAAGCAACUAAUUCCGGUCCUUAUCCACACCCCCAUGAUGACUGCCGCCACUACUCUGGCUCGGUCGUUCUCGUCCGACAGCCAGGACGUCGCCAUCCUGGUCCCCAAGACUCCCGCCCCCCUGUCGAUUUCCUACUCCCAGCUGCAUGCCCAUGUCGCCAAUUUCCAGGCCAAGCUGGCUAGCCUGGGGGUUACCCACGGCGGCGCCGUGUCACUGGCUCUCGUCAACUCCUACGAGUUCAUCGUCGCCUUCCUAGCGGCGUCCUGGCAGCGCGCCAUCGCCGCUCCGCUCAACCCCGCCUACAAGCAGGAGGAGUUCGAGUUCUACAUCGACGAUCUGAGCUCGACCCUGGUCCUGAUUCCCCAGGGAUCGUUUGUGCAGAACGGGCCCGCCGUCCGGGCGGCCAGGAAAUACAAUGCGGCCAUCGCCGAGUGCUACUGGAAUGGCACCGAUCUCGUGUUGGACGUCAUGGAGUCGGGGAAGCUGGCCGGCAAUGGAGGAGCCGGAAUCCAAGAGGCACAGCCCGAUGACGUUGCUCUUGUGCUGCAUACGAGUGGAACGACGGGCAGGCCCAAAGCCGUUCCGCUCACCCAUAAAAACCUCACCACCACGAUGAAAAACAUUCGAGAUACGUACCAACUGACUCCGCAAGACCGCACGUACUUGGUGAUGCCGCUGUUCCACGUGCACGGUCUCUUGGCGGCGUUCCUGGCGCCGCUGUACGCCGGAGGAUCAGUCGUUGUGCCGGCGAAGUUCUCCGCCUCGCAAUUCUGGUCGGACUUCGUCACCUACAAGGCAAACUGGUACUCGGCCGUACCCACCAUCCACCAAGUUCUACUCAAGACCCCCCUGCCCAACCCCAUCCCCCCGAUCCGCUUCAUCCGCUCCUGCUCCUCUCCACUAUCCCCGAAAACGUUCCAGGACCUGGAGAAGGCGUUGAACGCCCCGGUCCUGGAGGCGUACGCCAUGACCGAAGCCGCGCAUCAAAUGACCAGCAACCCUCUUCCCCCGGGCAAGCGGCAGCCCGGCAGCGUCGGGAUCGGGCAGGGCGUGGAGGUCAAGAUUCUGGACCAGGCCGGCAAGGAGGUGCCGCAGGGCUCGGAAGCCGAGAUCUGCGUGCGCGGCGAAAACGUGACGAACGGAUACUUGAACAACCCGGCGGCCAACAAGUCGUCGUUCACCCAGGACGGGUUCUUCCGCACCGGAGACCAGGGCAAGAAGGACGCGGACGGCUACGUAAUCAUCACGGGGCGCAUCAAGGAGCUCAUCAACAAGGGCGGGGAGAAGAUCAGUCCCAUCGAGCUGGACAACACACUGCUGCAUCAUGCCCAGGUCGCAGAAGCAGUUUGUUUCGCCAUUCCAGACGAGGGGCACUAUGGCGAAGAGAUCGGGGCGGCGGUUGUGCUGAAGAGCCGGGACGCUGCGACCGAGGAUGAGCUGAAGGCCUGGGUGGGCAGCAAACUGGCCAAAUUCAAGACCCCAAAGAAGGUCUGGAUCGUGGCACAGAUUCCCAAAACCGCGACGGGCAAGAUCCAGCGACGCAAAGUAGCAGAGACGAUGUUGACGCCAAAGGCAAAACUAUAGAAACGGGGCGAAGUGGCAUUGCAU
Messenger RNA from Aspergillus steynii IBT 23096, 1772 nucleotides. Its product is annotated as acyl--CoA ligase. The record is from RefSeq and is a predicted model, not a curated record. Gene Ontology annotation, biological process: fatty acid metabolic process. NCBI's taxonomy places the organism in Eukaryota, Fungi, Ascomycota, Eurotiomycetes, Eurotiales, Aspergillaceae. Bases 198 to 1748 code for a protein of 516 amino acids. The transcript has 4 exons. Gene Ontology annotation, molecular function: medium-chain fatty acid-CoA ligase activity.